AUGGAGUACCACAUUAGAUGCAAUGUUGCCCAAGGUGGAAGCUACGAUAUCGAUAUCUCCCGCGAAUCGAUUGUCAAUGAUUUAAAGAAAAAGAUAAGCUCAAAGACUGGAAUUCCUGUUGAAGACCAGUUUAUUGUUUACAUGGGCAGAGUUUUGGAUAAUCCACUUGACCAGUUGGAAGCAUGCUGUAUAAACGAGAAUUUUCUCAUCCACGUAUUUAGUAAAUCCUUCCUUGCUCGGCAUAGGGACUAA
This is a messenger RNA of Trichomonas vaginalis G3, 252 nucleotides long. Its product is annotated as ubiquitin-like family. Bases 1 to 252 code for a protein of 83 amino acids. NCBI's taxonomy places the organism in Eukaryota, Parabasalia, Trichomonadida, Trichomonadidae. The record is from RefSeq and is a predicted model, not a curated record. Gene Ontology annotation, molecular function: protein binding. The transcript has a single exon.